GAAGACCUAAUGGCACCUCCGCAAGUUAGGCUUCCAUGGGAACUGGAGGAAGAAAUACUCACUCGUCUUCCACCUAAAGUUCUCGUUCGGUUCAGAACCGUAUGCAAACAAUGGAACUCUCUUUUCAACGACAGGAGUUUCAUCUACAACCACUUGUCUCUCCCCCGUCCUCAGUUCAUCCUCCUGACCGAAAUCACGAUUGUUUCGAUAGACAUCACCGAUCCAACGAUGGAGUUGCGUGAGAUACACUCCCACCCCCUUGGUUUAAGUUUUCAUAACGCAAACAUCACUACAUGCGAUGAGUUCUUGGUUUGUAACUAUCCACACCGUUGGGAGAAGGGGACAGCGCUCUUGAAUCCGUUGUUGGGACAUGUUAAGUGGAUCAAGCCUUUGGUGGACGAACGCUUCGAUGUUUUUGGGUUAGGAUACGACAGUAGUGGACCUGAAAAGGUUCACAAGAUGUUGGGGUAUCUGAGAAGUCCAUCCGAGGUCCAGACAAAUAGCUACCUCCGGAGAGUUGCCAUGAAGGUUGUGGGCAAUGUUUACAAGAUGGUGGAUUAUUUUAGAAGUCCACCCAAAGAAGACCAGAAAAAUGUUAACGCGGAGAGAGUUGCAAUCUACGAGUGUGCGUCUCAAACGUUGAGGUUUAUUGAUACACCUGACGAGGACAUGAGGCCCAUAUGUGAAACAGCUAAACAAUCACACGUGUCCUUGAAUGGAAACUUGUAUUGGAUUGCUUGCAAUCGCCAAACUCGUGAGUAUUUCAUCCAAAGCUUUGAUUUCUCCAGGGAGGUUUUCAAACCUGUUUGUCCACUUCCGUUUCAAGAAAGGCAUGAUGAACAUUUCCUUGCGGUUUUUAAGGGAGAUCGCUUUUCCUUGUUAACGCAGUGCUAUCUGACAAGGAAGAUUGAGAUUUGGGUAACGAAGAGGAAGAUUGAUGAUGGAGAGGAAGUGGUGUGGAUGAACUUGAUGACUCUUACAGCAACUAACUUGCCAAAGUUGUUUAAUAAGCUUUAUGGUGUUAGUUAUAUCAUCUAUGAUAAGAACCUAGUCAUUUGUUGUGGCGACGAUGAAACUGGAAAGCUUUCCUUCUAUGUUAUGAAGGGAAGAGAUACGUGCAGUAAGAUUCAACUAGACUCUCGCUUAGACGGAAUUGCAUCUUGGAUCACUUGGUUUUCUCACUGUGCCUAUGUUCCUAAUUGGACCUCGGUUCCUUUAGAGUUUCAGAUUGCGUGAAUUGCAAGUCUAGUAUAUUAUCAGGGUUUAAUGUUCUUUAAGUUGUGCCCUGUCCUUUGUUUUAUUUCAAUCUUAAUGUGCAUUUUGGAAGCACUAAGUCUCAGUUUGAUACAAAGAUGCAACAAAAAAAAUCCUAUAAAUUAUCUUUCUGGAUGAUAGAGACUUAUAAAUGGAUUG
Molecule: messenger RNA, 1413 nt
Organism: Raphanus sativus (radish)
Lineage: Eukaryota; Viridiplantae; Streptophyta; Magnoliopsida; Brassicales; Brassicaceae
Product: protein SUPPRESSOR OF NIM1 1-like
Exons: 1
Coding region: 10-1236 (408 amino acids)
Molecular function (GO): protein binding
Source: RefSeq, a predicted model, not a curated record